GGGCGAGGCAGUCUCGGACCGCUCUCCGUGCGCGUCGGUAGUGUCGCUGUCCAGUGUCCGCUAGUGCGCCGCGCUCGGUGCCGCUCAGUGCUCCCAGUGCUCAUAAUGCAGCCGGCACCCGCUCGGCUCCAGUGAAUCCUCAAUAUCAGGAUGCACGCGGUGGGACUACACUCCGCGCUCGCCAUCCGCCGCGAGCGGAAGCGCCGCGCCGAGCAGCAGCGCGCUCGCGAGCGCCGCUACUCGCUGCAGUCCUCCGAGUCCGGCCUCACCAGCCCGCACUGCUCCACCGGCAGCUUGGAGAGGCGCCGCUACCGGAACACCAGGGCCGCCGAAAAUGAAGUUGUCUCCUCCGUUGGCAUGCUGCACCUCGGUGUCGUCUUCCUCGUACUCGGCGUCUUCCUGGUCGCCAGCGGAUGGUUGCCUGACGACGUCACCUCUUGGAGUAGUAUCGGCUCCGUCAGCUGGUUCAACGAGCUGGUCUGCUCGGGUUUGUUCGCGCUUGGGAUCGGGAUAUUUCUGAUCGCUCUGCACAAGUACCUCACCAAGAGCGAGGAGGAGGCGCUAGAGGACUAUGUGCAGAGACAGCUAACGAGGUCACGAUCAGGGCACCGGCUGGAGAGGGACGCGGAGACAGGCGGCAUGCACACGAAGAACGCGCGGCGAGCCCGCGCCACCGAGGUGCUGCCGGAUGCGACCUCCGAGACGUACACGCAGCCCCCCGAGCGCGCGCACGGGUUCGUCAAUGCUCUGGCGGUGAACGGCGACGCUCUGCGGGAGAUGCCGCUCGAGCAGAUCGCGGAGGAGGAGGUAUCGGUGACGUCGGAGUGCGACCGGCGGCUCGGCAAGUUCAACAAGGACACGUACUCGACCCCGUCCGUGGCGCCCAGCCUGAGCCCGGGCUCGCCGUCCGACACGCGGGAGCUGCUCUCCGACGGGCGCUAUAUGGUCAUGUCGCGCAUAUGAACGCGCCUUUGCUCACGCUUACUUACUGCCUUCGACUUUAAGAGAACGUUUCCAGGUCGCGUCCUCUGCGUCUGAUCGCGACGUACACACAUGUAACACGCGCUGUUCUAUCAAAGACUCGUUUCGUCGAUCGUAGUUCGUUCGUACGUUUUCUUAACAAAAAUAUACUUCAAGCAUUUCGCCUUUAUGUAAUCGUUCCGCUGUUCCUGACUGAGCUUCGAAGCUUCGCAGCGCUCUAAAUUGAUUUUCAAAAGCUAUUUGAGUUUUAUUUUUAUGAACGGACCAAUCGAUUGUUAGAUUUUAGUAUAAGUUGUGUUGUCAGUCUGUUUGUAACGAGACGAGGGUAUUAAUUUUCAUGUGACAGGGAAUAAUGAAGGUUAAUGUAAUACUUUUUUUUUAAAGGUCGGAUGAGUUAGUACGAUUUUAAAUAGUAAUUUAACGGCUUUAUGUUUGAAAUUUCUGAUCAUAACAACGACUUGUAAUACUUAGACAACAGUAAGAACAUUUACAGUAUUUACCAUAAAUCAAAUUCGACCACAAUAGCCCAAAUUUAAAAAAAACAUUAUUUUUAACUUAACAACGUCGUAUAGAUGACGUCACAGCGUAGGUCGACCUUAACGUGUCUAUCGUAAUUACAAUCAGACUGAUUAGGAUAUUAUAUAUUUAACUAAUCCCUAUAAAUUAGCUUGAGACUGAAAAAAAAUUUAAUUUACAAUAUUUAAAAAACAUAAAAAAAAUACAUUUUCACAUAUUGGACUCUUAUAUUGGUUUUAAUGUCAACUCUUUGAAGCCCUAUUCGCUUAGCAAUGAUUGGAUUUUAAUCAAAGAAUGACACAAACAGGAUCACAACUACACUUUUAAAAAUAACUUUGCGCUACAUUUAAUCUAGAAAAUGAACUGUAUUGUAGCUAUGAUUUACGUUCGAAUACAUAAUUUUUUAUACUCAAAAACGAAAACUGUGCCAAAAAUAGGCUUUGGCUUAGCUUUUUGGCUUAAUCCAAUUACAUUUACACGAAUAAUAUUUAAUGUUUAAAUGGAAGCUUAUUGUUUUGACGUGACAACGUCUUAUAAUUCGAUGGAGCCGGCUGCACGCUCGAAAAAACAUGACUCAUGCGGCGUUACCUCGCUCUGAGGCGUACAUGUUUUCGUCAAGUAUGAAGUUCAGUGAAAAGUGAAUGUGGUGUCAAUAGUUUAUAGCAAUAAUAAUUGCGAUAAUUGAAAAAUGAAACCAUUCCAUCAGUAUUUUCUUAUGACGUUGUCACGUUUAACUAUCGUCAGUAAACCGACUACAGACAACCAAUUUUUUUUUGCCAAACGUUCAGCACUGCGAGCAUUACAAACACUAUAUUAACUUGACGCGCGCAUGCAUACAAACGUCUCUUUGAAGCUAACAUUAGCAGCAACAUAUAAAAACGAUUGAAUUGUAAUGAGGUUUUUGCUUGCACAGAGCACUCGAGCGUUUGCCCCACCAUUUUAAUAAGUCUUUAUUUGUUUUAUGGCUGUGAAUUAAAUUUAUUGUAAUAUUACACUUAGUUAUUUUAAAUUAUGGGUUUUGGUAUACAACGGAUUUUAUUGAGAAGCCGGUACCCGUGAACACGCAAGUAGCUAAAAUUCUUCAAUAUUUUAGAAAAAUAUGUGGUUUAGUUUUUUCGGAUCUGCUCAAAUCUUUAAUUGAACUGUAGUACCAAGUGAACUCUCCGUUGUAUUUCGAAACUAAAUCAAUAUGUCCUAAAACAUUACGCCUUUUAGACUGAUUAUAAAAAGAUAAUUUGUUUUGUAUUUGAUCGCGUAUUUCCCUGAGAUAUGGCCUCAAUUUAACUAACGUUCUUUGGUGUAUUGAUAUUAUAAAAAUACAAGCUUAGCUCAAAUAAAUACCUUCUCACGAUUCAUUUAAUCCUAGUGUUUGCGUAAAAUUGUUUUAGAUAUUUAGGCUUAAUUUAUUUUGUGUUUUUUUGUUUUACUUUAAGCAACAUUUUAUUUAAUUAAGGUUAUUUUAUUUGUUUGAUUACGCGUUCAUUGAUCCACAUUUCAACAAUAUGCAUAUUGUAAAGUAACAUGUUAAAAUAUGCAGGCACAUAUAAAGGUCGUACACAUUAUACUGAAGUUAACUUUUCAAUAUUUUUCACUAAACUACAACACGUUUGAACUUCAAUGUCAUUUGAAUUUCAAUAAAGAAUCUUGGCCAUAAUUAACACUGUUUUUACGUCAGCCACAUUAUAUCUAAGCUUUCGACUAUACAGUUUUCGGGAUCUCACAUAAUGACAAUUAAAAACGACAUUAAACCGUAAAAGUACUUUUAAUUAUGUCCAAGGCUCGUCAAAAUCGAGGAAGAUAAUUUCACGCUAUUUCCAUCAGUAUUACGUACAUAUUUCAAUUGAAAAUUACAUAUUCGGAGGGCCUUUUUAAUAGCGAAAUUGGCAAUUCAUGAACUCAAGACGACAAAUGUACGAAUCUUUACUCAAUGGCCCAGAGACAUUAGAUUAACUGGCACUUAGUAAUACUAAGCACAUUCCUAUUAGAUAUAACAAUUAUACUCUUGCUGUGAUCGUAAACAGUCAACAUUCAAGACUUGAUAAUUCUAAGAAACUAAUAUUAAUUUUUGAUUAUGUAAAUUACAAAUACAAAAUUAUGUUCUUUAUUAGCGAUGUCAUAGAAUUUCUUUUGGGUGAAUCUAUAUUUAACCUUUGGCUAAUGGUUUAUGUAGAAUGUAAUAACAGGAAUUGGCUAAUGUUUUCUUUCUGUGCACAAUCAGCUAUUUACUUAUGCUAAGGAGCGUCGAUUGAGACCUUAUUUGCUAAAAAGACGAUAAGUUUAGACAAACAGCUAUCUAUGAAUCGCCAUACAUUUAAAAAGCCAAGGACGUAAAUUGCGGCUUCCCGGCUUGGUCUUUUACGUAAUAUAGCAAAAACGCGUCGAUAUCUACUAUUAUAUGCUGAAUUAUGUUAUUGGAUAUUGCUAAUUUUAUUUAAACUAAAAACAUUUUUGUUUAUUCAGAACGAACAGUCGUAUACAUCAAGUUGCAAAAAUAUGAAGGGGUCGUUUGAAAUCAAAACUAUAUCUAGUUUUAAAAAAACUUAUGGGAAAUGCAUAUAAUAGUGAUUACAAUAACGGACCUGCAAAUACAAUGGGAAUUAAUAAAACUGCAUCAAGUCAGGCUAAUUUAGAACUACAUUGUUUUGGACGCGCAACCAUUUAUUAAUUAUUGCCGGUAUUUCUCAUUUGAAACUACAUAACUCUAAAACGAAUAAAGUUUAAUUAAAAUUGAGCUCUAAAAGCUAUAUACGGCUUCAGCUUAGCACGAACAUUAGCUUGAAUAGCACAAAGGCUUAAACAUUCCCAUUACGUAACAUCACAAGCGACGCAACGACUAGAGACAUUCGCGAUUUCAAUUUGCUUCUAUCGUUUCAAUUUACUGCCCGGGCUGUGUGGUGAUGUCACGCAAUUAUCGAACUAAACCAGGGGUGAGCAACCUUUUUAAUCAAUAGGCCAAUUUAAAUUUUUUUUUGGCGGACCGCACAUAGAUUAACUCUUUUUAAUAACUAGCUUACCCGGCAAACUUCGUAGUGCCUCAAUCGAUAAAUAAAAGACCUAAGCCUUUGUAUAAAAUAAACUUAAAACAAACAAAAGGAAUCCGUCCGACGGAGGACACAUCAAAGGAAAAACAAAAUUAUUAUUUUUAUUCAAUUCUGAGCAUUUUCAUAUGUAUCUACCUUUUAAACCUUUUCUGGACUUCCACAAAUAAUUCAAGACCAAAAUUAGCCAAAAUCGGUCCAGCCGUUCUCGAGUUUUAGCGAGACUAACGAACAGCAAUUCAUUUUUAUAUAUAUAGAUUUCCGAAACUUUAUUUAUAAUAAAUAAAUAACUAAAAAAAGGAAAGAUUUCAUGUACAAAGUUUAAUACAAGAUAAAAACAAACAAGAAAAGAACAGAUAAACGAACAGAAAGAGAGAGUCGAUAAAAUAAAAUCAAUUUUAGAGAUGCUUGGCGGGCCGCGUGUUGCUCAUCCUUGAACUAAACCAAAAAUUAUUCCUAGAAACGCUGGCAUAGCCUCUCAAGACCUUAGCUUAGGUAGAAAAAAAAACUGCCCAGAACAGCGUAUUAGUUUUGCGUUACAGUGGUACAUCAACCCUAGCUUAUUAUGUUCUGGACAUUUCCCAUACAGAAACAGUCUUGUACUAUUUUUUUUUAAUGGAUUUUAUGACCUGGUAACUAAGACCUUUAGGUCAAGUCUUAUUUUAAUUUUAAUGAUGGCUUUUUUAAAUGAAAUAUGGUAUUAUGAAAUGAAAUGAAGUUGAUUAUUAUGAAACAUGGCAUGAAAUAAAAUGAAAACGAAAUGAAAUGAAAUGAGAUGAUAUGGGAUGAAGUAUAAUCUCAGUAAAAUGGUGGUCAUUUACUGAGACUUUUUCAGUGGACUUUUUGAAAGAUCCCGAGAAGUUACGUUCAGGGACAUUGUUUCAUUUUCCCACAUUUGUGCACUUUCACAGAUACUACACAGUUAAUAAACCACCGUUAUUACGCAUUUAAACCUGAAGAAACACUAAAUAGACAAAAUAAAACAAUACACACAACUUCACUCCUCGCGUUCCCGCCGAAAAGUCCAGUCUUGUCAUUUCGUACAGAGGGCUGUAAUAGCUGUAUUGACUAAACACUUGAACAUGUAAUCUGUGUUAAAAUAUCAAUUGUUCACAUUGUUAGUCGUGAGCUGUGGCUAUUAAAAUAUAAUAUAAAUGUUAACUUUUUCAGGGACAUUGGCACAUAAUAUGUGUAUCUUAUUGAACUGUUUUCAAUAUAAAAUGCACAAAUCGCAAUAAAGAACAAAUUAAAUUCAAGUUUUAUAAACUUUAAUCAAAUGUAAGUAAGUUAAAAGUAAAUAUUGGAUGAGUUUUAAUAGGCUUGUCCAUAAGCAUUGUCGAAUUUCAUUAAAAAAAUCAAACACUGGUAUUACUUACUCUUAUUGGAAUUGAGAAGUUUAACAUGUACUAACUAAAUCAGUUUAAGGUUAUCGUUCUUCAAAUUGACAAGUUGUUUUCUCUUCUACGUUAUCUGUAAUUUUUUUUUGUAAUUUUAUUAUAGUAGGUAUUAUAUUGUAAGUCACAGUGAUCGCGCCCUCGUGCAAAGAAAUUAAUAAUAGCAAUUGUUUGUAUUGUGUUACUUGAUGUAUGUAUAAUUUUGCACAGAAAUUUAAAUGGUCGAGUAUGUUUUGAAUUUAUUACAAAUUUAAAUACAUUACAUCUAACUUCAUCUAUUUUAGCUGCAUAAAAUUACUAAAUAUUUUAUUACGCAUCUUAUGCAUAUUUAUGCAUAUUACGUUUAUGCAUAUUAUGUUUACGAACGUGCGAAUUUCUUGUCGUCGAAAACGCGUUGUAAACUAUAUAUGUAUAUUUUUAAAUCAAGAAACGAUUACGAUAAUUGCACAAAAAUAGCGACAAAAUAUACUAACUACAUAGUUUUUUGCACAAUUUAAUUAUGAAAUUUCUCGUGCCUAUAAAACUUUUUAUAUUUAGAUAAUUUUAUAUAGAUAAUUACUAUUAUAAUAAUACCACAUAAACAUAUGUAAAUAUUCAAACACAUAUUGUAUUAUAUAGAUAUUUCAACAUCAAAGCUAAAUAUUAUGUGCAGAUGAAAAGGACAAAUGGCCACUAGUGUUCCGCGGCUCUUGGCUUUGUGGCCUAGGAUUGGAUCUCCCAUUUCUUCCCGUGGGGGUCCCGUAAAAGACAAAGGAUUCACCAGGGAAAGGGCAGUCUCCCGGAACGGCGUACUCUAAGCCCACACGGGUGUGCCCAUCCAGCUUAUUUCUGCCGCGAAAUAGCGAUACGUUGCGAUCUGAAGGGCGGAACAGCUUUUAUGCAAUGCAAGACUUGGACCUCAAAUAUCAAGGUCAGGUCUGAGCAUUUGUCAUUAUUUAAUUAAUCGUGAACGAAUAACUAUGUAAACCGCCAAUUUACAUUAAUAAAUCACUCCCAUUAUUUGCUUGUGCCGAUUUAUAACAAGUUCGAAAUUCUGUGUCAAUGAAAUUGAAGUUUUGCUCUGAUGUUGAAAUAGAACGCAUUUUAUUAUACUCUAUUAUAAAUAUUACAUUAUUUUAUUAGUGUAAGUGAGCGACGCUCCGAUGUCCGCUUACCGCUAGCUGAUGCCGUCUUUCAUCACUUAAGUCGGAGUGUGUAACUUGUAGCAUUGUUUACGAGUGUCUUCGAAAUGUGAUUUGAAUGAAAUUGAGAAAACAAAAUGGAACUUUUAUACCGAUUAUCCCCAAAUCACAUCUUUAAAAAAUUUAUUGGCGUAAUAGCAUCUAUGAUUGAUCUUCAUAGGUGUUAUUAUGUCUUCCACUUAUUUUUAUCCACUAUCUAAAUUUAUAAAAUUUUACCCUAAACAUCAUUUCUAAAGGUAGAUUUUAUUAAUAAUCUGCUAAUCUAUUAGCAAUGUUAUUUCAAAGUUAAUAUAUGCCUAUUUCAAAUAUUUAUAUUAAUGUACUGUUUAAGUAAUAGUGAUGCAAGCUAAAAAAAUAUUUAUAUUUAAUUGUACAAGCAUUGUAAACACCUUUCAAUGAAAGACAUUCACACUAGACAGUUCACAGUAGACUGUAAAGGGACACGGCAAAUAAUGCUACAGUCGCUCACAGGAUCUUUAUUUUGGUGUAGUAAGAUUUUGAUGUUGUGUAUAGCUCAAACCGAAGGGAAGUUGUUAACUGCGCCUCACAGUAUAACAUGACACGGCAAAAAUGUUAAAUGAUUCCAAUUUACGUUCAAUAAAACGGAAUACUUUGAAUCAGAAAAGAAUAUCGAUUAGGACUCGUAAAUCAUCAGACUUUCUCUGCAAAAGGCCUAAGUUCACGGUAUAUUUACGGAUUUAACGCUAGUGUAACAUUUAGUAUUAAAAUUGUCUUAAUAAGAGAUCACGUACUAUUUUUUUUUAUUGCCCCUGUAGGCAGAUGAGCAUACGGUCCACUUGAUGGUGAGUGGUUAUCGUCGCUCAUGGACUUCAGCAAUGCCAGGGGCAGAGCCAAGCCGCUGCCUACCGCAGCAUUCCUCAGAGCACUCCCCAUGGAACAUGCGAUACAAAAUACAGAGGGAACCGAAGUCCCUCCGCAGACCCAGAGGUUACUCUGCGAGUGAUUUAACGACGAAGGCAUAAAUUCGUCUAAUGAAGAGAAAACCUCAGUCAAACUUGCGUAGCAACGGUAGGGCCCGCCAUGUCAACUGUUCAUCCUUGAAGCAAUCAUGCAAUAUGAUUUUUAGGGUUUUUUUUAGGGAUUUUUUAGGGAUUUUUUUUAUGGAUUUUUAGGAUUGGAGGACAAAUGAGUCUUAAAAUUGAGAAUAGGACUCAAUUUUUUUUUUAUGUUACUGUCUACUUUUAUUUAUAUAAAUCAAAAUGCAAGGUAGUUUAAUAACCUAAAAGUACAUAUUAUUAUCUGCAACACGCUAAUUUGUAUCGAGUACGCACUGAUCAAUAUUCUCAUGACUAAGGAAUAAAGUCUUAUUUCUAAAGAAUCGAUUAAAGAAUAUUUCAAGCUAUGGAAGUGAGCUGCAGUUAACACCGCCCUGAUGUCUGACUGUAACAUCCAUCGCGAUACUAUGGGUAUUACAAUUAUCAAAUUUCACGUCAGUAGUUUUAGUCGUGUUCAAUCGUUUGCAGUGAAUCACAGUAAAUGUGUAUAAAUGUGUGUAAAUCGGAAUAGCGAUUAUUAGGCUUGCCAACCUUGAUGCACGGAUUUGCAGAAUAUUCAUGUUUAUUUACGACGGACGAGGCAAAAAAGCUUUGUCUUUUAAAAUACCAGAAACACGAGAAAUUCGAUUUGAUCUGUGUUUUAAUCGACAAAUGAAUUGAAGUCAAAAAGAAAACCGAAUUGCACUAUCGAAAAUUACAAAGAAAUCUUGAAGUUCUUGCUUGUAAUUUUUUUUUUUCGAUGUUCAUUCACGCACAAAUAUUCGUGCCAACCACACAAUGAUACCGCGUCCCAGAUAUUCCCUUAAUAGUUCGAAGCACCUACAUUGUUCGCUUUUAAAUUUCAGCUUUUACAAUUGUAACUCUUAUUUCGGAUAUUUUAAUUUAAGUAUAGUGUGAAUAUAUCACUCUGUUGUUGUGUUUCAAUAAGGGAAUCUAAAAACUAAUUAUUUUUGGCGACUUUAAAAACAGUAUAUGGUUUUCCAUAUAUGUACAUUUUUCGUAAAAUGCCAUAUUAAUGCUAUUUAUGUAGGACACAGUCAGUUAUCGUCUCUUCCUUUGGAGAGCGGUAGAUUGGCAGUUGCGAGACAUAGCGUACUAAGAUCAUUCGGGCUGGAGGCACAGAUCAGAGAAAAACGUUUCGUCAUGACUUGGCGGAUCGCUAAAUCGACUCGCCUUUGGCUCUCAAUCCGGAGGCUGUCCGAACACGCUACUUUUUUUUUCCUACCUAAGCUGAUAGCCUUGAGAGGCUAUUUCAGCAUAACGUUAACUAGUAGGUGAGCUCGCGGGGCUCAAACUUGACGACGUUACUAACACGAACCCUAGCAAGAGUAGUGCUUCGCAGAAUCUACCAUCAGAUCGCGGAAACGCGACCCACUGAGAGGAUCCGUCGAGAAACUCAGUGGGCUGUGUCUGUGGGUUAAUUUACUCGUCGGGCCCAUCGUCGCUGCAAUGAUGAAGGCUGGCAAACCUAAAACUGACCGUCACUGACUUGAUUUUGAUUGUGAUACCCAUGGUGGUAGAUGUGAAAUUCAGACGGCAAGGUCUCGGGUUGUGGAUGUGAUUUUUAAGCGUUUUCGGUGUCGUCGAAAUUUACGAACGCUUUUGCGCAAUUUUUUAAAAUUAUUAAUCGAAUAAAUAAAUAACUAUAUACACUUUACGCACUUUUAUGUAUUUAGUGUUUAAAACGAAUUACUAAAUAUUAUAUUACGUAUUCUUUAUCCCACCGCUGGGCAUGUUACCUCACUAUUUUUAAUUAGUGUGCCAUAGUUUUUUUUUUAAAGUAAAUUGUACUGUAACGAUUUGUUUAGUGUUUGUUAACAAUCUUGAUGUCUUUUAUUUGCUGCUAAUAUAUAGUUUAUCGAAGUCUGUAUCUUUGUGUUUAAAAAAUUGUUUAAGUGUUGAAAAAUUAAACAUUAAUACUUACAUUUUACAAAUGCAGUAUAUUUGUACAAUUUUUAUGUUUAAUUAAUGUUAAGUGAGAUGUCUUUGAAGCCAAUGAAAUAAUAUAAAUACCUAAUUUAUUAGCCUAGUGUUUAUAGUUUUUGUUUUUUUUUUUUUCAAUUUUGCCAAAACCUUGAUGUACAUAUAUAAAAUUAUGAUUUACGUGUGUUUGUGUAUCGUUGUCAGAUUUGGCAUAUUUUUAAAAAUUAAAUUUUAAUUUUACAGUUUUUGAACUUAUUUUAAAUUAUUUUUAUAAUUUCAUGACAUUACUUAAAAAAAGUUGUAUUUUUAACAUUUUAGUUAUGUAUCAGAACAAAUUACUCAAUAUUCACUUUAAGCUUUUGUUUAUGACAUUAUUUGAAUUACUUGCAUUAAUUUCUUACACAUAAGAUGUAUUCUACCAUCUACUUUUGGUUAACAUUGGGAAUAAAAAACGUUGUUUGAAUAUAAUUACUACAUUUAACGUUUUUAAAUUUUCAAAAAAUCUUGUACCAUACAAUAGUUAAAUAAGUAUUGAAACUUUUUUCCUUAAAAUAAUCUGUACGUGUGAGGAAAGUGAUACCGUUCUCUUUGGCCAUUUUUUUUCUUUUAUCACUCAAUGAAUUCUGUCUUAUCCUCUAUCUUUAAUGUAUUUCAAAAAUUUAAAUUUAGAAUAUUAAUACGCUCUUAUUUCUCAAACCAAAUGAAAUACGUGGAUUGUUGCACAUUUUCUUGAAAAAAAACCCUAUUAAUGAUAAUUUAAAAUGUUAAUCUUUUCAUCCAGCGAUUUCUACAGAUAUCAGGUUGAUCCUGUAACAUCUCGACCCAUUUAAUUAAAUUAAAAAAUAUAAUCGCGCGUAACUUCUUUUAAUUUAUUAAUUUACUAUCAAAUAUUUUUGUAUCACUUUCCUUACUUAAGAAUAAUCUUUUGAAUUUGUAUACUUUCUUAAGACACGAACCAUACCACACUAGUGUGAUGCGUUUAUUAUUUCACACGAUUUAAAUUACACACUUAUUAAUUGAAUAAAUUAUUAAAAUUCAAAA
Messenger RNA from Bombyx mori (domestic silkworm), 11090 nucleotides. RefSeq lists its product as uncharacterized. The record is from RefSeq and is a predicted model, not a curated record. Lineage: Eukaryota; Metazoa; Arthropoda; Insecta; Lepidoptera; Bombycidae. The transcript has 2 exons. Bases 151 to 963 code for a protein of 270 amino acids.